Schizosaccharomyces cryophilus OY26 is the source of this 2891-nucleotide messenger RNA. RefSeq names its product ER membrane protein complex subunit 1. Gene Ontology annotation, cellular component: EMC complex. Bases 53 to 2713 code for a protein of 886 amino acids. The transcript has a single exon. Lineage: Eukaryota; Fungi; Ascomycota; Schizosaccharomycetes; Schizosaccharomycetales; Schizosaccharomycetaceae. Gene Ontology annotation, biological process: protein folding in endoplasmic reticulum. The record is from RefSeq and is a predicted model, not a curated record.
CUCUUUAACAGAACAAACAUUUUGAAAACAGGAUUGUUUUCAUUUCUUCAAUAUGACUCGGCCUUUCUGGCCCUUGUAUUUAAUUCUUUUUUCGAUUUUUCUUCCUUGUUACCUUGCAGUCCUCACAGAUGAAGCAGGUGUCUAUGAUUUUCGUAUUUCUCUUUUAGGACGUUUGAAGGAUAUCAAGCUUGACGAGGAAAAUGAUUCUUUUUUAGCAGUAAGUGAACGUGGAUUAUUAUCACGUAUCGAUGCUUCCAGUGGUGACAUUGUUUGGCGCCAAGCCAUUGACGAGCAAACAGAAUCAGUUGUUCACAAGACAAAAUCACAAUACGCUCUUACAAUUGGAAAAGAUGACUUGUUUGUGUGGAAUAAAAGGACUGGAGCACUGGAAACCAAGAUGGACAUUUCUGCUACUAAAGGUGGUAGUCUAUAUGAAAUAAAUGAAGGAUAUGUUUACCUUGUUCCUAAAUCAUCUAGUCUCACAAAAGUCUUAUUCCAAGAAAAUAAUGCUACACUAAGUGAGGUUUCUUUUGAUUUUCCUAUCUUGGAGAUACUCACAGUUUCAGAGAAGAAUUAUGUCUUGACCAAAGACCAGUCUAAUCACAAAUUGGUACAGUUAAACGGAAAUUGGCAGCCUGUAGAAGAGCAAAUCCUUCCUGUCCCUGCUAAUUCGGAAAUUUUGGGCGCAAGAAGCGAGCUUCUAUUGUUUAGUUAUCAGAACUCCGUGCAUGCUAUUCAUCUUUCCCAUCCUCAGCGGUCACACUUAUUGUUUACAGACGUUCAUUUAAUAAGCUGGACGCGGAUUCCAACAGAAGCUUUUGGAUACUCAAUUACCAUCGAUUUGGAUUGGUCGCUUGUUACAUGUGUUUACACGUUCCAGGAGGAAGAAUUUGUCUUGGUUGAUGAAUUUUUGCAUGGAACGGAUACUUCAGUAUCCCAUGGCUUCCAUGCACAUGAAAACCGUUUCCUGCGUACAACGGCUUCUUCCCAAGCAAUAAAUUUUGACUCCCAACGAAUUCUGAAAAUCGAGAAUUCAUUUACUCGCUCAAUAUACUUAUUUAAAUUACUUCAAUCUCAAACAAAAAAUUAUAUUAUUGUUGUAUUAGAGGAUGGGACGAUCUUUUGCUAUUCUGACCAGGCCCUUUUAUGGAAACGUGAGGAAGCACUAGCUUAUGCAGCCGACGCUAUAUCCUUGCCUGUCAUCCCUGAGUCCUCUGACUCUCUUCCAGUGGCUAGUCAAGAAAGGGAGAGUAUGAUACCUUUUUUACACUAUUUGAGAGACUUUAAGCAACUGUUCAAAAUUCGUCACCUGUUUCCUCGACAUCGUUCUUUGGAUGCUGCUUUCGUGACAAACUUCAUAAUACCCACGUAUACUGGCAGUCUGUACUGCAUUUCCUCUGAUGUAAAUAAGAAGGAUCGUAUUGUGUGGAAAAAAGAUUUCUCUCGAGAUGUUAAAGACGUAAAAUCUUGGUUACUUAAGCCUGCAUUCAAACAUCAGGAACCAUCAGUAGUAGCAUUCGUUCAUAUUUUUGAUGAUGGCUAUACUUUUAGAAUUAUAAAGUCCAACGAUGGAUCGAUUAUAUAUGAGAAAUCAGAGACUCAAAUCCCGCAUGAUUUUUACUUCCUUGACAAUACAAAGGACCAUUAUAAUAAUUUAAUUUUUGCUUUGCACCAAGAUACCGUUUCUCCUUUAGGAGACGAGGUUUCGUUUGACCAUUUCCUUCGAACUAGGCCUUCUGUUAUUUUUACCAAAGUUAAGGAUAACAUCUUGCAAGGAUUCCGCAUCCUUGAGGAUCAUACAAUUAUUACAGAAUGGGAGUUACCUUUUAAAAACGAUGAAGCCUUAAUUAAUACAGUUCAACGAAAUCCGCAUGAAACUAUCGCUUCCCUUGGGCGUGUCCUGGCAGAUCGUAAAGUUAUGUAUAAAUAUCUAAACCCAAACGUGAUGGCAGUCUUGACACGCCGACCUAACGUACUAACCGUCUAUAUCAUUGAUACAUUCAGUGGAACUAUUCUUCAUCGUAACGAACAUUCCGAUGUUGUAAAUUUCGAAAAUGUAAACGCUGUACUUUCCGAGAACUGGCUUGUAUACUCCUACUGGAAUGCGGUUCCUACUAUUUCCACUAAAAUCGUUUCAGUGGAGCUCUUUGAGGGAGAUAAGCCCAAUGUUAAAUAUAACUUUGACGUUGUUGAGAGUGGAAAUAAUAACUAUCUUCCUUCUGCUUUUACGAAGUCUUUCAAUUUUGAUCGUCUGAUAAAUGCAAUGGCUGUGACAACAACAAAUCAAGGUAUAACGUCCAGAGAUAUUUUGGUGUCUUUAUCAUCGAAUCAAUUGGGAAUGAUUCCUCAGAGUUUCUUAUCUCCAUUGAGACCGGUUCAUAAGCAUAACGAAAAGCCUGAACCAUCUUCGUUCAUACCAUAUGAACCGGUAUUGCCAGUUUUUGACAAUCAGAUUCUUUCAUAUGACCAACGACUGUAUGGUAUUAAAAAAAUGAUCUCCGAGCCUUCUACUUUUGAAAGCACUACUCUCGUUAUGGCUGUGGGAUUAGACAUAUUUCUUACGAGAACAGCACCCAGCAUGCCGUUCGAUAUGCUCAGUUCGUACUUUGAUAAAAAGCAAUUAACGUUAACAACUCUCGGAAUUUUGCUUACAGUUCUUAUAACCAAACCUAUGGUUAAGAGAAAGCAGUUAAAUGCAAAAUGGUAUAGCUAAAGUUUGAAAGCUCUAAUCAUGACAUAUACACAAAGUUUACUAGAUUUUUAUUUCAUUGAAUAAAGCUUUAUAAUAAAGCCGUAUAAUACAACUUCGAUUAUCGUGUAACCCAACAUAAUGUUAUUGAACUGUCUAAAUCCAAAAUCCAACCAAAAAAAUUAUAUCAAUACAGACGGCC